CCCAAUCUGGAAAUGGAGCCUGGUGCCCUAGCCCUUGUGGCUGGCCUUCCUGGUGCCUCUUGGCCAAUAGGCUGCAGCGGGAGUGACGCCCUGCCUGGUGAGUCCCAGUCCCACACCGGCCAGGACUUCAGUUACAGCAUCCAGCCCCAGGAGCCCACACCUGUGCCCACCACUGUAGCUGCCUACCAGAUGCAGCUCCCACCUCCCCUGGAAACCCCCCAGCAGCAGCCCUCCCUGCUGCCAGUGCCCCCCAUGGGCUCAGCACCGCGGAGCAGCUCAGGAGGCAGCCCCAGGGCCCACUCUGCUGGCAGCUUCCCUACGAAGCCCCCAUUCCCUCAGCAGCCCCAGCUUCACUACUGCGACAUCUUCAAGAUCAGCUGUGCAGGUCCCCAGGAAUCUGGCCCAGUAGCACUGCGACCUGCGCACUGUGUCCUGCACCGGGGCCAACACCUACAUGGCCCACAGCCAGGGCCCCGAUCACCAGAAGGGUCCCCUGAGUCACUGGCAGCAGGCAGCAGACCCCAGGAGAGGAACCUGGCACAAGCCAAAUCGGAGGGGCCCAGAGAGCCACCCACCUGGGGAAGCUCGGAGGAAGCGUCCAGGGACUGCUGUGACGUGCAGCCAGUGGACCCAGACUACAAGGGAGGAGGUGUGCAACGACGAAGGGAAAGUGAUUUGGUUCCACUGCAAGCUGUGCAAGUGCAGUUUCAACGACCCAGCGCCAGGGACAUGCACGUGAAGGUGCGGCGGCACCGGCUGCAGUACAAGAAAAAAGUGAACCCCAGCUUCCCCAUCACCAUCAGGCACAGCAACAGGGUCCAGAAGCUCCUGGAGGAGCGGCUGAGAAGCGGAGGCUCCUGGCCAAGAAGCCGCUGGAGGAGAUGCGGCGCUGGCACACGGAGAUGAGGUGCCACCGCCACGGCCAGCCUCGCGGUCCACCUCCCCCGGUCACUACCCCUCCCCCUGCUCCUGGUAGGUGGCAGGACGUUCCCUUACUCUCGGUUCCUCACUGGAAGGGCCCGGCUACUACUUGCAGGAAUGAGGAGCUCACAGGCUUGCACCCCGACUCCCAAGUGCACUCAGGGUGUGGGGACCUUGACAGGGAGGCAGCAGAUCCACCAUCUUCUGUGGCCAGGCGCGGCUUGGGACCAAACCUUCACCUCCACCCACAUUGGGGGGCCUGCUUGGUGGCUUCCAGGCAUGGGGAUGGGGCUGUUAACCAUGCAUGUGAUGAGCAGCCCAUGCCAUCCGGGUUGUUGGAGAGAGAGAGGGUUUUAGUGCUGAGCUCAGCAUCACCAUUACUGCCACAGUGACAUGAUAAAGGUAGAGACGGAAGGCACUCCCUGCCCAUUCACAGGGACACUGGCUACUACAGAGGCACCUGGUGUCCACUGUGCCCCAAACCCCCAUGACAAAACCAGCUCACCCUC
Molecule: messenger RNA, 1430 nt
Organism: Galeopterus variegatus (Sunda flying lemur)
Lineage: Eukaryota; Metazoa; Chordata; Mammalia; Dermoptera; Cynocephalidae
Product: zinc finger RNA-binding protein 2-like
Cellular component (GO): precatalytic spliceosome
Molecular function (GO): double-stranded RNA binding; single-stranded RNA binding
Source: RefSeq, a predicted model, not a curated record